Molecule: messenger RNA, 3078 nt
Organism: Mangifera indica (mango)
Lineage: Eukaryota; Viridiplantae; Streptophyta; Magnoliopsida; Sapindales; Anacardiaceae
Product: zinc finger CCCH domain-containing protein 30-like
Exons: 2
Coding region: 417-2525 (702 amino acids)
Molecular function (GO): protein binding; metal ion binding
Source: RefSeq, a predicted model, not a curated record
CUCCGUUUUUAGUUUCUUUAUUUUAAAUUUAACUCUAUCCAUCCCCGUAAAAAUCUUCAACAACAAUUUCUGUCUCUCUACUUCAUUUCUUCCUUUCCAAACAACCUCUUUCUUUAAUCUUAGUUUAGUUCACUUUCAGUUUAGUUUUUUGUUUCCUCGUUAGCAUCGAACUUGAAGAAGAUGUUUACAAGUUGUGCUAUAAAACAACUCGUUAUCUGUUAUCUCUCUAACUUGUCUUCUUCUAUUACUUAACUCGAGCCUGCUUCCGCCAUUAAUCUUUACUCUGCUGAUUCAUGAGACUUCUCUCUCUAGUUAGAUCUGUUGGCAUUUAUUUGACUUUACUCCUGCUUCAAAUUUUGUAUAUUAAUUGAAGCAUGUGCGGUGGUCCAGGGUGAUCAAAAUCUAGCACCUAAGAUAUGAAUAACCUUAGUGUUGAGACUGAAGAUUCUUUUUCCAGUUUACUUGAACUUGCUUCUAACAAUGAUCUUGAAGGUUUUAAGCGAGUAUUAGAGCGGGAUCCUUCUUGUAUUGAUGAGGUUGGGCUAUGGUAUGGCCGCCAAAAAGGUUCAAAACAGAUAGUUCGUGAGCCUAAAACUCCGUUAAUGGUUGCUGCUACCUAUGGUAGUGUAGAAGUUCUUAAGCUUAUACUAAUGUAUUCUAUGGCUGAUGUCAAUCUCACAUGCGGCACGGACAAAAGCACUGCCCUUCAUUGUGCUGCUUCUGGAGGUUCACCUAAUAUGGUUGAUGUUGUUAGACUGCUCUUAGCUGCUGGUGCUGAUCCAUAUUGUGUUGAUGCCAGUGGUCGACGUCCGGUUGAUGUUAUUGCUGUUCCACCAAAGCUGGAGAGCCUGAGAGUCACAGUUGAAGAACUUAUUGGAAGUAGCAGUGCUUCUGGUGUUAGCAGUGAUGUUGAGCGUGAUUUUAUUGUAUCCAUUAGUUCUAAUUCUAGCUCCCCAACUCUCUCUGCAUCAGGAAAGGGUUCACCACCAUCUCCUACUGAGUUAGCAUCUUCUCCAAUGGCCUCAAAGUUUAAUAAUGUGUCUGUCAGUGCUGUGGCUGGAAAGAAAGAAUACCCAAUUGAUCUAUCUCUCCCUGACAUUAAAAACAGCAUAUAUGCAUCUGAUGAGUUUCGGAUGUUCUCCUUCAAGAUCCGUACUUGUUCCCGAGCAUAUUCCCAUGAUUGGACAGAGUGCCCUUUUGUCCACCCAGGGGAGAAUGCUCGGCGAAGAGAUCCUCGUAAGUUUCACUACAGCUGUGUGCCUUGCCCUGAUUUUCGUAAAGGUUCUUGUAGGCGUGGUGAUAUGUGUGAGUAUGCUCAUGGGGUUUUUGAGUGCUGGCUACACCCAGCUCAAUACAGAACUCGGCUCUGCAAAGAUGGCAUGAGUUGCAACAGGCGGGUUUGCUUUUUUGCCCACACAGCUGAAGAACUUCGCCCUUUGUAUGUCUCUUCUGGAUCCGUGGUUCCUUCACCACGCACAUCUUUAAGCAGUCCUGGUGUCAUGGAUAUGGCUGCCACAUUGAGCUUUUUCCCUGCAUCUCCCUCAUCAAUCUCUACCAUGUCACCUAAUCCCUUUACCCAACCCAUGUCUCCUUCAGGGAAUGGCAAUAUCCACUCAUCCAUGGUGUGGCCGCAACCAAAUGUGCCUACACUUGAUCUCUCCGGGAGCAACAUACAAUCAAGUCGCUUGAGGUCUUCCCUUAGUGCCAGAGAUAUCGCUGCUGAUGAUUUUAGCAUGUUGUCAGAGCUUGAUGCCAAACAACAGAUUUUAAAUGAUCCAACUUGUUUUUCACAACCACGAAACAGUUCUGUGUCAUUGAGUUGCACUGUUCAGACUAAAACACUGAAUCCCUUGAAUCUUGAGGAGCUUUUCUCAGUUGAGGUAUCUUCCUCUGCUCGGUAUUCUGAUCAGGCUGUUUUAUCUCCUAGCCACAAGUCAGCUGUUAAUCAACUCCAACAGCAAAGCGUGCUUUCUCCUAUUAAUAAAAAUGCUUUCUCUCCAAAAACUAUAGAGCAUCCGUUAAGGCAGGCUUCAUUUGGAAUUAGAUCUCCUGGUAGAAUGUCACCAAGAAGCGUGGAGCCAUUUUCUCCAAUGGGUUCUCGGCUAGCUAAAUUGUCACAGCUUGAGAAGCAGCAACCUCUACAAAGCCUUAGCUCAAGGGACCUAGGAUCUAACAAUCCCAUCCCCAGUGUUGGUUCUCCUGUAAAUGCAAAUUCUUGGUCUAAAUGGGGAUCUCCAACUGGAAAAGUAGACUGGUCUGUUAAUGGGAAUGAACUGGAACUUUUGCGAAGAUCAUCCUCAUUUGACCUUCGGAAAAACAAUGGUGAGAAACCUGAUUUAACUUGGGUUCAGUCUCUAGUCAAGGAAUCACCACCUGAGCUGAUUAAAGAGAAACCAAUGGUUCCGGCCUCUGACACUGCAUCUUUUGGUGAGGGUUUGAAUUCUAACUCUCCUACUGAAUCGAUUGAUCAUUCGGUUAUCGGGGCAUGGCUUGAGCAAAUGCAACUUGAUCAGCUUGUAGUCUAGUGAAUUAAUUCAUCUUAAUUACUCAAAUUGAUGAUAGGUAAAGCACAUUUUCACAAGGUACAUAUUAUUUUGCUGGGUAUUUUUGGUAGUUAGACAUGGUUGAAGCUCUGGGAAGACACAACAGUAGUAAGUUGGCUCAAAAUGGUGAUGUUCAACAGUUCAAGUGUUGAACGGAAUGAUUGAAAGGUUAAGGCAAAUUAUUCAAUUUUUUAUUUCUACCAUUUUAUUGUUUACAACAGAAAUUAAGGAAGUAAGAAGAAGUCUCUUUCUUCUGAUAUAUCUGCUCUAAGGAUUAUUCUUACUACUAAAUUUUCUCUUCAAAGUGAAAGCUGCUGAUAGAAGACCUUUGUUGUAUGUUUGAAAGCUUCAUUUUUUCAGUUCCUAAAAUACUUUCCUUGGGUAGUUGAUUGACUAAAGAAAUGUGAGGGGGAGGAAGAGAAGCGAACGGUAAUACUUUUUGAGGGUUGCAAUGUAAUUUGGAUGCCAAUAUGUUUACCUUAUUAAUGUUAAACUAAAUUCAAAGCCAUUAUUAAUAUUUGAAUAUCUUGAUUUA